CGAAACAGUGGACAGCUCGGGUGGUGCGUCCCGUCACACAAACAAGGAAUAAAAUAUGCACAACAGCGGCAUUCUCCUGAAGCACCAACCCGGCACCAACCCGCAGGAACAUGGUUGAUCCAUACCAAGGCAUUUAGGCCGUGGACGUGCAUCCACUUGCCGCCGCCGAAUACCGGACCUAGCUCCGGCAGAGAUGCGGGGAGCCGCCGCGAAGCUCGGCCCAGGAGGGGGGUGCGAUUCCCCAAUUCCGAGGUGAAAGGCCGCUCAAGUAGUGACUCAGGUGCUGUUUUUAUUCCACGCAAAUCAUCAGUAAAAAUAAAGAGUCUCAUGCCAUUUCCAGAGCUCCUAUUCCGAACAAGCCUCGCAGCAUCCAAACACCACCACCACCACCCCCUCACCACCCGCCUCCUACACAUCACCCCAGCCCCCAACAUGCGCAUCCCCUACGUCUCCGACCCGCCCCCGGCCUCGACGCCCGAGGACGCCGCCGUCGUGGCUCGCGUGGCCGCCCGGCGCGCGCCCCGGCCCCUGCAGCCACUCGACCUCGCGCUCCUGCACAGCCCGCCCGUGGCCGACGGCUGGAACUCGUUCCUGGGCGCCGUGCGCACGCGCUCGUCGCUGCCCGCCGACCUGCGCGAGCUGGCCAUCUGCCGCGUCGCCGUCGUCAACACCGCCUGGUACGAGUGGAUGCACCACGCGCCCCUGGCCCGCGAGGGCGGCGUCCCCGAGGAGGCCAUGCGGCGUCAGGUCCGCGCCGAGGGGCCCGUCCCGGCCGUCGAAAAGUCGCCCGACGGCUUGCUCUCGGAUAGGCAGUGGGCAGUGUUGCGCUACACGGACGAGAUGACCCGCAACGUCCGGGUCUCCGACGACACGUUCACGCUGCUCAAGAGCCUGUUCUCGGACCGUGAGGUUGUCGAGAUCACCGCCACGGUCGCCUGUUACAACUGUGUCAGCAGGUUUCUGGUCGCCCUCGAUGUUGGCGAGAAAAAUAGCCUUGGACCUGAUGAGGUUGAUGGAAGUAGCCACUGAAGGAAUGACAUCAGCGACAGUGAAACAGAGUGCAUCACCUUACCGUACAUGUUGAUAAAAUAUAUAUCAAAAUGUGACCCAUGAUAUUGCAAACCCCAUAAGUUGGUAGUGCACGUGCUAAGACGAUCACUCGAU
This is a messenger RNA of Gaeumannomyces tritici R3-111a-1, 1164 nucleotides long. Its product is annotated as 4-carboxymuconolactone decarboxylase. Gene Ontology annotation, molecular function: peroxiredoxin activity. The transcript has 3 exons. NCBI's taxonomy places the organism in Eukaryota, Fungi, Ascomycota, Sordariomycetes, Magnaporthales, Magnaporthaceae. Bases 328 to 1029 code for a protein of 233 amino acids. The record is from RefSeq and is a predicted model, not a curated record.